CUUUCUCUCUCUCUCUCUCUCUUUCUCUCUCUCUCUCUCUCUGUUUUUCUAGAUUACCAAUUUGGAUAACUAAAAUAGAAGCGAAACCUGCAUCUGAUCCAAGAAUCUCAAACCCUCUUUCCCAUUAUUUAUUACAGCUUCAUCAUCUGUAAGUCCAAGUUUCCCUUUUUGUCUUCAUUGUUCACCUUUUCUACAUUGCUCUUUAACACUACCAAAAAAGCACAACAAUUCAACGGCUAGGGUUUCAGCUUGAUUGCUCUAAAUCUUUCUUCAGGCUUAUUGCUGUAUUGGUAAUUGGUUUGGAGAAAUGACGAGGGUGGGUCGAGAUUUUGGGGAUACAAUGCAAAAGGAUGCUGUUCCGGCUGUGUCUGCAGAUGUAAUUUUUUCCUCAAGUCGAUUUCCUAAUUACAAAAUUGGAGCUAACAAUCAGAUUGUGGAGGCAAAGGAUGAGCAAAAGGUACUAUCAAUGAAGGAAGUUGUUGCACGUGAGACAGCACAAUUGUUGGAACAGCAAAAACGCCUUUCAGUCCGUGACCUUGCCAGUAAAUUUGAGAAAGGGUUGGCUGCUGCUGCAAAGUUGUCUGAAGAGGCUAGACUUAGGGAGGCAGCUUCUUUGGAGAAACAUGUCCUUUUGAAGAAGCUUCGGGAUGCACUGGAAUCAUUAAAAGGACGUGUGGCUGGUAGAAACAAGGAUGAUGUAGAGGAUGCCAUUUCAAUGGUGGAGGCUUUAGCAGUUCAGUUGACUCAAAGAGAAGGGGAGUUAAUGCAAGAAAAAGCAGAGGUGAAGAAGCUAGCAAAUUUUCUUAAGCAGGCUUCAGAAGAUGCUAAAAAACUUGUCGAUGAGGAAAGAGCUUUUGCUCGUGCUGAAAUUGAAAAUGCCAGAGCAGCAGUACAGAGAGUGGAAGAAGCCCUUCAGGAACAAGAACAAAUGUCGCGAGCUUCUGGGAAGCAGGACUUGGAAGAAUUAAUGAAAGAGGUCCAAGAGGCUAGACGAAUCAAAAUGCUGCAUCAGCCAAGCAAGGUUAUGGACAUGGAACAUGAACUUCGAGCAUUGAGGGCACAGCUCACAGAGAAGUCUAAGAAUUCUGUUCGACUUCAGAAAGAGCUGGCAAUGAGUAAGAGGGGCUUGGAACAAAAUUCCCAACUAUAUGAAUUAGAUGGCCCUGAAGCCUUGGGUUCAUAUUUGCGAAUUCAACCUUGCUCUGAUGAUGCUCCAGAACUUUCCAAGUGUUCGAUUCAAUGGUAUCGUGUAUCAUCUCAAGGUGGCAAGAAGGAGCUUAUAUCAGGUGCUAUAAAAUCAGUUUACGCCCCAGAGCCUUUUGAUGUUGGGCGAAUCUUGCAAGCUGAUAUUAUUUUGGAAGGCCAGUGGCUAACGUUGACAACCGCUGGUCCCAUUGAUCCUGCUGCUGGUUUGGGAAGCUAUGUGGAGGCACUUGUGCGGAAGCAUGAUAUUGAGUUCAAUGUAGUUAUUACCCAAAUGAAUGGGGUCAAUCAUCCCUCAGAAUCUAUUCAUGUAUUUCAUGUUGGAAAGAUGAGGAUUAAACUUUGCAAGGGAAAAACAACAAUUGCAAAAGAAUACUUUUCUACUUCGAUGCAGCUAUGUGGAGUUAGAGGAGGUGGGAAUGCUGCAGCUCAGGCAUUGUUUUGGCAAGCAAAACAAGGACUUUCCUUUGUAUUGGCAUUUGAAUCAGAAAGAGAGAGGAAUGCGGCCAUCAUGCUUGCCCGGAGAUUUGCUUUCGAUUGUAAUAUCAUGCUAGCUGGGCCGGACGACAGAGCUCCCAUAGAAACUAACGGAGCCCCAUAAAUAUCUUUUUUUCAGUAAAUGUAAUUAUUAAGUUUUCCCCUGUAUUAUAAGUUUGUAAUAGUAGAAUGUGGCAUUGUGUAGUUGUGCGUAUAGGCGCUUGCAUCUUUAUUUUUCCUUCCCUUUACAACAUCAAGGCAUUUUUUUUAUUUGCCUUUUUGUUUUGAGUGUAAUUGAUGACCUCCCACGUUUGAAAUUGGAGGUUGAUUUCAACCGUAACACCUUUGAAUGUUGAAUGAUCGGUAUAUUUGAUGA
Messenger RNA from Prunus avium (sweet cherry), 2056 nucleotides. RefSeq names its product plectin-like protein (gene SCAB1). The record is from RefSeq and is a predicted model, not a curated record. Gene Ontology annotation, molecular function: actin binding. NCBI's taxonomy places the organism in Eukaryota, Viridiplantae, Streptophyta, Magnoliopsida, Rosales, Rosaceae. Gene Ontology annotation, biological process: actin filament organization; regulation of stomatal movement.